AUGCCUCGCUCCGUCGCUCGCCUGAGCACCAUCCACGAUGUGGAGCGAGAAGACGCAUCGGAGAUUGAUCAACAAAGCCUUCUCUUCAUGCCACCAACUCCGCUCGAGGGUCCUUCCGCUUCUUCCUCAGCUUACUGGUCAUCGGGGUCCGGCUCCGGCUCUUCAUCCUCUUCAUCCUCCUCUGAUGACAACAACAACGACAACAACAGUGCCCCGUCAUCGCCAUCCGGUUAUUUCCAGAAUGGAAACAAUGACCAGAAACAAAAACGAACCCACUGGACCCCCAUCAUCCUAAUCCAGCUCAUGAUCUUUUUGUCUGCCAUGGGCGUCGUCAUAUCCUUUGCGCCGCGCACGCGCUUGUUCGAAGAUAUCAUUUGCAGGAAAUAUUACGCUAUUCAUAAUGGGACGACGGAGACCACCAGUAUCAGCACAAGUGCCCUCCUCUCCCUGACCACCAACGUGGACUUCGCCAGCCAAGCGCCCUCGGAAUCGCAAUGCAAAAUCGCCCCCGUGCAAGACGCUCUCGCCGAGCUUUUCGGGUGGCAGACCUUCUUCGACGGCAUCCCCGGCCUGUUGCUAGCCAUGUACUACGGCGUGUUAGCCGACAAGAAAGGUCGCAGUCCGGUGUUGUUCCGGUCCUUGCUGGGCCAGGUCUUAGCAGCAGGCUGGGUUCUCUAUAUUGCUUGGCGGUGCUCUUCCGCCUCUGACGCAGGCAUAGUAAGUGACAGCGACACCGAAGAGAUCAUUGGCAGCUGGACAUACCUGCUAUCGCUCAAAGCCACCUGGCUGAGUUCCUACUUCUUGAUCAUCGGCGGCGGAAGCACGGUUACGAGCGCGGUGGGCAUGAUGAUCGUCACGGACGCGACGACGGAGGAGAAUCGCAGUCGCGUCUUCUUCGCUGCGUUGUCGACGCUGAUCACGGCCGAGUUGCUGGGUCCGGCUGCUAGCACGCUCAUGAUGCGGAAGUGGGGGCUUUGGGUUCCUUUGGGGUUUGGGUUUGGGUGCUUGGUUGCGAGUGCGGUGUUGACGGCGACUAUGCCCGAGACGAUGCAUCUCAAGCGGGCUUCUGCUGGGUCUGCAGUGGUUGCUGAUCCGGAGGCGUUGAUGCGCGACGGAGAGGACGAGGACGAGGAGCAGUACGAAGUUGACACGCACGCAUCCGUCGUCAACGGAGUCAACCCAAAGAAGGAUGGAGACGUCAACAAAUCGGCCAUCCAAGUGUACCGCCACGCCGCCCACACGCUCGCCUACAUCUUCCACCACCCCAGCAUCUUGUUUGUGGUUCUCGCCUUUUUGGUGGCCGAUUACUCUCGCGAGUCGCUUGUCAUGCUGAUGCAGUUCGUUUCCACACGGUAUCACAUCCCCAUUGCUCAGGCAAACCUCCUCAACUCCUUCCGCGCCUUCACACAGCUCUUCGUCGUCACGAUCCUCCUUCCAGGCAUCGACUACUUCAUCACCCACCGUCUCCACGUGCCCGCCCUGCGCAAGGACCUAAUCCUAUCUCGCAUCUCCUUCUGCUUCGUCACGGCUUGCUUCGGCGUCCUAGUCUGGGCGCCCUCGCUCCGCUACGUCUUUGUCUCCUUGACCCUCUAUACCCUCGGUUCUGGAUUCUAUCCCUUUGCUCGGAGUUUGCUGGCCAGCUUGGUGGAACCGGACAUGAUUGGGAUCCUGUUCACCACGCUCGCCAUGAUGGAUACUGCGGGUAGCUUGAUGGCUGGACCGGUGGUCGCUUGGAGCUUUGGUUGGAGUUUGGGAUUGGAGGGCUUGUGGAGGGGACUGCCGUAUAUGGUUUCUUGUGUGCUUUGUGCGGUGGCCACGGUCUUCCUGAUCUUUGGUGUUAAGGCCGAGAGGCCUGAUUCGGUUGACGAGGCGGCGGUGGGACGGAAAGGCCCAAAGGGCCAUCCAGCCUUUGAUGGCGCUCAAGGCAACCCUCCCGCCCCCGUUCCCACCACGGAUGUUGCCGCCCUCCGCCAGAACAGCGCUGGUUUCGAGAUGAUCCUCGCCGGCAUCCCCGACUCCCCUGACAUCAUCGAGACCACUUACCAAAUCACUUCCAAGGACGGCACCCCGAUCACCCUGUACCGCUUCACACCGCCGGCGGCGGCGGCCACCCCUGGCCCUCGUGCCGCAGUACUCUACCACCACGGCGGCGGCUAUGUCCAAAACACCGUCGCCCAAUUCACGAAAGAUAUCAAGCGCUAUGCGUAUGGGAGCGGCAUCACCUUCUACGCUGCUGACUAUCGCGUCGCGCCUGAGCACCCUUUCCCUGCUCCCUUUGACGACUGCUACGCCGCCCUGGAAUGGCUCCAUGCCAAUGCCGCUUCGGAGCAGGUUGAUCCGGCACGCAUUGGCCUUUUCGGUGUGAGCGCCGGCGGUGGGCUGGCCGCCGCUGUCGCCCUCAAGGCGCGUGAUGAGGAGGUGUCGCCGCCCAUCAAGAAGCUGGUGCUGGCGUACCCAAUGUUGGACGAUAAGACGUAUUGGCCCGACGAGCAUCCAUUGAACCCGUACUUGAUGUGGACGGGCGCCUUCAACCGGGUUGCGUGGGGCGCGUAUGUGGGCGCGGAUGGCGCGAAGAAGAUCUCGCCAUAUGCUGCGCCGGCAAGGGCAGAGGAUUUGUCAGGACUGCCACCAACGUUCAUUGACUGCGGCGAACUGGACUUGUUCAGAGACGAAGACGUGGAGUUUGGUGCGAGACUGCUCAAGGCUGGCGGCAGUGUCGAGCUGCACUUGUACCCUGGAGUUCCGCAUGCGUUUGAGAUGGUGGCAGUGAAUAUACGGGUCUCGAAGCUUGCGUUCGAGCUCAGAAUUCGGGCGUUGGACAACCUAUGA
Molecule: messenger RNA, 2829 nt
Organism: Sordaria macrospora k-hell
Lineage: Eukaryota; Fungi; Ascomycota; Sordariomycetes; Sordariales; Sordariaceae
Biological process (GO): transmembrane transport
Cellular component (GO): membrane
Molecular function (GO): transmembrane transporter activity
Source: RefSeq, a predicted model, not a curated record